CCUAGCAUUUCUGAGCAACUUAGCCCACAUCAUAAUCUGCAACCAUGAAGUGGGUAACAUUAAUUUCAUUUAUUUUCCUCUUUAGUUCUGCUACAUCCAGAAAUCUACAAAGAGUUGCUCGAGGCGCAGAACACAAGAGUGAGAUUGCCCACCGCUACAAUGAUUUGAAGGAAGAGACAUUUAAGGCAGUCACCAUGAUCACAUUUGCCCAGUAUCUCCAGAGGUGUUCUUACGAAGGUCUGUCUAAGCUGGUGAAGGAUGUUGUCGAUCUGGCACAGAAGUGUGUGGCUGACGAGGAUGCUGCUGGCUGCUCAAAACCACUGCCCUCCAUUUUCCUGGAUGAAAUCUGCCAAGUCGAAAAGCUCCGUGACUCCUAUGGUGCAAUGGCUGACUGCUGUAGUAAAGCUGAUCCUGAAAGAAAUGACUGUUUCUUGUCAUUCAAAAUUCCCCAACCAGACUUUGUUCCGCCAUAUGAAAGACCAUCUUCUGAUGUGAUUUGCAAAGAAUACCAGGACAACCGGGUGCCACUCCUGGGACAUUUCAUCUAUACUGUUGCCAGAAGAAACCCCUUCAUGUAUGCCCCAACAAUCCUCAGCCUGGCUGCUGAUUAUGAACAUGCACUUCAAAGCUGCUGCAAAGAGGCUGAUGUCAAUGCUUGCUUGGAUGAGAAGGUACAUCACACAUUUUUGACUGUGGAUGAAAACUAAGCAACCAGGAGUGUGAAGCAGCAGUAUUCCUGUGGAAUCCUCCAGAAGUUUGGUGAGAGAAUUUUCAAAGCACAGAAACUUGCUAUCAUGAGCCAGAAAUAUCCCAAGGCUCCGCUCACCGAAUUGGUUAAAGUUGUAAAUGAUAUUGCAGAUAUCCACAAAGAGUGCUGUUCAGGGGACAUGGUCGAGUGCAUGGAUGACAGGGCAGAGCUUGUGACCUAUAUUUGCUCUAAACAAGAUGUUUUUUCAAGCAAAAUCAAAGAGUGCUGUGAGAAGCCAGUUGUGGAACGAAGCCAGUGCAUUAUUGAAUCAGAGUAUGAUGACAAACCUGAAGAUCUGCCUUCAUUAGUUGAAAAAUACGUCCAAGAUAAGGAAGUGUGUAAUGGCUUUCAGAAAGACCAUGAUGGAUUCAUGUCAGAAUUUCUUUAUGAAUACUCACGAAGACACCCCGAAUUCUCCACACAGCUGAUUCUGAGAAUUGCUAAGGGAUAUGAAGCACUCCUGGAAAAGUGCUGCAAGACAGACAACCCUGCUGAGUGCUAUGGAAAUGCUCAAGAGGAACUGAACAAACAUGUCCAAGAAACUCAGGAGGUUGUAAAGACAAACUGUGAACUUCUCAACACCCAUGGCGAGGCAGACUUCCUGAAAUCGCUUCUGAUCCGCUACACCAAGAAAAUGCCUCAGGUAUCAACUGAGACCUUGCUUGAAAUUGGCAAGAAAAUGUCAACUGUGGGCACCAAGUGCUGCCAGCUGCCUGAAGACAGACGCCUGCCUUGUUCUGAGGGAUAUCUGAGCAUUGUGAUUCAGGAUAUGUGCAGGAGGCAGGAGACCACACCUAUCAAUGACAACGUCUCCCAGUGCUGCAGCAACUCCUAUGCUGACAGGAGACCAUGUUUCACUAAAAUGGGAGUAGAUACCAAAUACGUGCCUCCUGCCUUCGACCCCAACAUGUUCAACUUUGAUGAAAAACUCUGCUCUGCUUCUCCUGCUGAACAGGAAUUAGGACAGAUGAAAUUGCUUGUCAACCUCAUUAAGCGCAAGCCCCAGAUGACAGAAGAACAAAUAAAGACAAUUGCUGAUGGUUUCACUGCCAUGGUAGACAAGUGCUGCAAGCAAGCAGAUAUUGAGACAUGCUUAGGGGAAGAGGGUGCAAACCUAAUAGUCCAGGGCAGAGCCAUAUUAGGAAUUGGCAUGUAA
Chaetura pelagica (chimney swift) is the source of this 1904-nucleotide messenger RNA. It is a transcript of the gene ALB, whose product is annotated as albumin. Gene Ontology annotation, cellular component: cytoplasm; blood microparticle. The transcript has 15 exons. Gene Ontology annotation, biological process: transport. The record is from RefSeq and is a predicted model, not a curated record. NCBI's taxonomy places the organism in Eukaryota, Metazoa, Chordata, Aves, Apodiformes, Apodidae.